This is a messenger RNA of Cryptomeria japonica (Japanese cedar), 2683 nucleotides long. Its product is annotated as bifunctional levopimaradiene synthase, chloroplastic-like. The transcript is spliced from 15 exons. Gene Ontology annotation, molecular function: magnesium ion binding; terpene synthase activity. Lineage: Eukaryota; Viridiplantae; Streptophyta; Pinopsida; Cupressales; Cupressaceae. The record is from RefSeq and is a predicted model, not a curated record. Gene Ontology annotation, biological process: diterpenoid biosynthetic process. The coding region runs from base 25 to 2529 and encodes 834 amino acids.
AAGGAAAUAUCUAGUUUUUUAAAGAUGGCCCCAAUUUUGUUUGCACCGCUCAUUCCAGUUUCGACGGUUAAUACUAAAUCUCCACGGUGGAUUUCAAUGAAAGCCCAUGGAUGUUUGCGUUUUGGAAAUUAUUCGCGUGCAAAGAGUCUGGCUUGGCGCAACAUCCCAUCUGCUGUUGUCGGAGAGGAUGCGAAGAGUCUUCAGGCUUAUUACGGGAAGCCAGAUUACGUUCAAUCUGUUUCAACAUUUGAGGCACCCUCGGAUGAGAUGGAUAAGAGAAUAGAGGAAUUGGUUGCAGAGAUCAAAGCUAUAUUUAAUUCGAUGGAAGAUGGGGAAAUAAGUCCCUCUCCAUACGAUACUGCGUGGGUAGCGAGGAUUUCUGCAAUUGAUGGCUCCGCUAAACCCCAGUUUCCUCAAAUGGUGGACUGGAUUCUUCACAAUCAGUUACCCGACGGUUCUUGGGGAGAGAAUCGUCGUUUUUUAGCUUGUGAUAGAUUACUCAAUACUCUUUCCUGCAUAGCUACUCUAGCCUUCUGGGGCGUUGGAAAUAACCAAGUGAACAGAGGUAUUGAGUUCUUAAAGGGUAAUACAGAAGGAAUGAUUAAAGAAGCAAAUCAUCGAUCGAAAGGAUUCGAGAUAGUCUUUCCUGCGCUGUUAAAUCAAGCCAAACUUUUGGGUUUAGAUCUUCCUUAUGAGGUACCUAUCAUAAAGCAAAUCAACGAAAAGCGGGACUCCGAAUUAAAAAAAGUAUCUUUUGAAGAGCUGCACAGCCAUCCCUCAACAAUGUUGCAGUGUCUGGAAGGGAUACAAGAAGUAGUAGAUUGGAAAAAUAUCCUGAAACUGCAAUCCCAGGAUGGAUCUUUCUCAAGCUCCCCAGCAUCUACAGCUUGCGUAUUUAUGCAAACAGGAGACAACAAAUGCCUAAGGUUUUUGACAAGCCUUGUUGCAAAGUUUGGAGAUCAUGUACCGAGCAUUUAUCCAGUGGAUAUAGCGGAGCGUUUGAGAGCCGUGGAUAGUGUUGAAAGUCUUGGCCUCGAACGCCAUUUCCAAACGGAGAUUAAACAAGCCAUGGACUAUGUGUUCCAUUACUGGAGUGAAAGAGGCAUUGGAUUAGGAAGAAAGAGCCUGGUUCCAGAUAUUGAUAUUACAGCCACUGCCUUCAGGCUUCUCAGAACGUUCGGCUACACUGUAUCUUCUGACGCUCUGCAAAACAUCAAAAGCGAGGCUGAAGAGCUUUCUAAGCGGUCCGGUGACGAAAACUGCGCAGGAAUAAUCGCCAUACUCAGCCUGUAUAGAUGUUCACAGCUUAACUUUCCGGGCGAAAACGUAAUGAGAGAAAUCGGUGCAUUUGCAGAAGAUUACUUGGCCAGAUCCCUGGAAAGCAAGAACUUUUGUCAAGCGAAGGCUGUGAAGGAAAACCUUCGCCAAGAGAUCGAAUAUGCUCUGUCUGCUCGGUGGAAUAGAAAUAUGCCAAGGCUGAUGGCUAGAAAUCACAUAGUAGCGUUUAAUCCCGAUGAUCUAUGGCUGGGGAAGACAUUAUAUCGAUUGCCAAAAGCGAGCAACGACAAGUAUUUAGAAUUGGCCAAACUCGACUUCAACAGCAUUCAGGCUAAACUCAGAUCUGAAAUACAACAUAUAAAGAGAUGGUACAAGGAAUGCAAAUUCCCGCAGUUGGAUUUUACUCGUCACAGAGAAGUGGCAGUUUACUGGACCUCUUCAGUGGUGAUGUUUGAACAACAAUACACCGACUGUAGACUCGAUUUUACAAAAGCCGGAAUCCUGGGUGUUAUCACAGACGACCUCUAUGACACCUAUGCAACUCUGCAACAACUCAAGCUUUUCAAUGAAGCUUUCGAAAGAUGGGAUCCAUUGCAAAUCGACCAAUUGCCAGAGGACAUGAAAAUAGUUUUCAUGGGUUUCUAUAAUACUUUGACCGAUAUAUCCGAACGUGCACGGGAGGUUCAAGGACGUGAUGUGCUUCCUUACCUGCGCCAACAGUGGUUGAAUCUGUUGUUCAGUUUCACAAAAGAAAGAGAAUGGAUGGAAAGAAGUUAUCCGCCAUUAUUAGAUGAAUAUUGGGAGAAUGCCAAAGUGUCGAUAGCAAUGGAAUCAACUAUCCUGACGCCAAUAUUUUCUACGGGAGACAUUCUUCCUGAUCACAUUCUCGGGAAACUUGACUUUCUUAAUCUCGUCAGUGAGGCAGGCCGUCUCAUGAACGAUUUCAGAACUUUCCAGAGGGAAAGAGAUCGCGGGGAAUUGGCUUCAUUCGUACAAUGUUACAUGAAUGAGCACCCUGGAUGCACUGAAGAAGAGGCCCUGAAUUACAUGGAAGAAGUGAACGAAGAGGCUCUUACUCAAUUGAACUACCACUUUUUAAUGCGUGCAGACAUACCCAAGCGUUACAGAACACUUCUUUUCAACACGGCCCGGAUAAUGCAAAUUAUUUACAGGAAGGAAGACGGCUUUCUAAAUGCCGCGGAGGACCUUGAAGAUUCCAUUAAAAAGUCUCUGUAUGAACCAUUGCUGUAACAGAUUUCCCAGUGUUAUGGGAUCUUGAAAGUCCAAGAAUCAAGGCACGUGGGUCCAUUAAAAAGUGUCUGUGCGAACCGCUGAUGCAAUAGAUUACUAUUACGGAUUGCUGAAAUUCUAACUUCACUAAAAUAAAAUUGUUGUUCCAAAAGAU